Messenger RNA from Wyeomyia smithii (pitcher-plant mosquito), 2123 nucleotides. RefSeq names its product UDP-glycosyltransferase UGT5-like. The transcript has 7 exons. Lineage: Eukaryota; Metazoa; Arthropoda; Insecta; Diptera; Culicidae. The record is from RefSeq and is a predicted model, not a curated record. The coding region runs from base 523 to 2103 and encodes 526 amino acids. Gene Ontology annotation, molecular function: UDP-glycosyltransferase activity.
CGUGAACUCUAUACAGUAUCGGAAGUGUGGCCUUGCCUUUAUCCGCGGUUUUCGAAUGAUAUCAAACCAGUGACAAAAUAGAAACCUUUUUCGCAAGCUAGGCUAGUUACGUUAGUGCCAAAUAAAAAGAAAAAGCCGUUCGACGGCUUUUUAUCUUUAGUUUAGCCAAUCGACCGUCGCCGCAUUUUACCGUUGGGUUUACGGUGUGCAAAUUACCGCCCAACCGUCAACUGGGCUAGAGGGCCGCGCCGUCACCAUCGCGCACGCAUCAGACGAUCAACGAGAGCACGCCAAUUCGCCAGGACCGGGUCCACCCUGCUAGGUGGCUUAGGAUAGCAUCAGCAGCAGAGAACACUCACAUCGAAGAAAGACCUCAUCGCAUUGCUUGCUGCUCAUCGUUCGUGCGAUCAUCACGCGCUGUAAGGCACAGCCAGAGGUAUUUCUACCAGCAGUAUUGCUACAGGCCUGUAAGCUCAUUCCACAUUCUUGAAAUAUAUACUGAUAACACUAACCGUCUUCGGUAUGGUGGCGAAUUGCUCGAAAAUACUUGUACUCGUUCCCUUUCCGGCGUCGAGUCAUUGGUUUUGGCUGCAUCACUUUGUCGUAGAGCUACUGGAUCGAGGCCACCAAGUCACAGCGAUUACCAACUUUGCUGCGACCGAGCCACAUCCCAACUAUACCGAAGUAGUGAUAGAUCCUCCUUUCGAUAUGCCAUACUACUUUCCCGUAUCGGAUAUAUUCGAGGCAAAGUACAGCGGUGAUCUGUCCAAUUUGUUUUUAUACUGGCACGUGGGGAUUUCCACAACAAAAUACGCACUGCGAGACCCUAACGUUCAACAUUUUAUUGAGCAGGACGAUAGCAGCUUCGAUCUGGUUAUAUCGGAACAGUUUUAUCAGGAGGCUUUCUUGAUGUUCGCCCAUAAGUACCGGGCACCGAUAGUAACGAUAGGAACAUUGGGCUAUUCGGAUUUUAUGGAUCGCGCAAUGGGGCUGCUGACCCCGUGGUCCUUUGUUCCGCAUCCAAUAUUGACGUACAUGGAUGAUAUGAGCUUCAGCCAGCGCUGCUACAAUUUUCUGAUAUCAGCAACUGAUGCUCUGAUAAGGAAAUACUACUAUUUACCUCGACAGGACAAAUUGGCGAAGAAAUACUUUUCUACAAUUGAAGGCCCUGAAUCGUUUCCAUCGGUGGAGGAGCUGGAAAGGUCUAUCUCGGUAAUGCUGAUAAAUAGUCAUAUCUCUACAACACCACCUAGACCUUCGAUAACGGGAUUGGUGAAUGUGGCCGGAGCUCACAUUAAACAGGUGAAGGCAUUACCGAAAGACAUUCAACGAUUUCUAAACAGUGCUACCGAGGGUGCAAUAUUUUUUAGCCUUGGGUCUUACGUCAAGAGCACCGAUAUGCCAAAAGAUAAACUGAAGGCAUUUUUUGAGGUCUUUCGGAAUAUCAAGCAUAAAGUGCUGUGGAAGUUCGAAGAUGAAACAAUGACCAAUGUUCCGAAAAAUGUCAUGGUGAGAAAUUGGUUACCUCAAAGUGAUAUCUUAGCCCACCCAAAUGUGGUUCUCUUCAUUACUCACGGUGGAAUGUUUGGUACCCAGGAGGCCAUCUACCGUGGAGUUCCGAUGCUGCUCAUUCCAUUCUUCGGCGAUCAGCACCAGAAUACACUAAAAGCGGAGCGCUCCGGAUAUGCUCUGUCAUUGAACUUUGCAGAUGUUAAUGUAAUCACGUUGGGGUCGAGAAUCAAUGAGUUACUGACUGAUCCUUCCUAUAAAAAACUGGCGAAAAAAGCAUCUGAACUAUUUCGCGACAAUCUGGUGCCACCAAUGGAAGAAGCCAUGCACUGGAUUGAAUACGUGAUACGACACAAAGGAGCCAAACAUUUGAAGUCAGUGUCUGUGGAUCUUAACUGGAUCCAGUACCAUAUGCUAGACGUGAUAGCAUUUUUUACGUUUACAAUAGUUCUAAUACUUUUUGUUAGCUAUAAAAUCCUGUCGGCACUUUUCAGGGUGUCAGCUAUACAAAAAUCAAAGGAACCCAAAAAAUAUGUCCUGUCGUCUAGAACCCGAAGUCAUAUGAAAUAUAAGGAAGCUUGUAUUCAAAAAUAAAGUUUACUCGUAAAAUAAAA